Molecule: messenger RNA, 468 nt
Organism: Saccostrea cuccullata (small rock oyster)
Lineage: Eukaryota; Metazoa; Mollusca; Bivalvia; Ostreida; Ostreidae
Product: BTB/POZ domain-containing protein KCTD2-like
Exons: 1
Coding region: 1-468 (155 amino acids)
Biological process (GO): protein homooligomerization
Molecular function (GO): protein binding
Source: RefSeq, a predicted model, not a curated record
AUGCACCUGAAAACUUUGAGGAGGAAAGCACUAGGCCGUACACCGUCCGAGAAAAUCCAGAUGCACCAGAGUACGUUCCGUGACAGAUUCCAUGAAGGUGAAGCUGGAAGGCAUGGCACUUCAACAAAAACAACGCUUUACAUUAAAUGUAAAGGUCGCUCCUUCUUUACCAGUAUUCCUACACAUUUGACAGACCCAAGCUCCUUCCUGGCCGAGAUGAUAAAACCCAACUCCCCUUUCGAACCAAUCAAAAAGGAAGGAAGCCCUGUAUAUGUGAUUGAUCGCAACCCAAGGUAUUUUGACUUCAUCCUAGAUUACCUCCGUUCCCCAGAAGCCUUUCUAAAAGUACUCCCGACAGACAAGGGCAUUCUACGUCAGAUUCAUGUGGAAUCCACUUUUUUUGGCCUCCGUUCACUGACACGAGCUGUGGAGAAGUUUUCCUCUUCCCUUUCUUUAUGGGAGGAUUGA